AUGAAUAAUCCUGGCAAAGCCAAGUCACAGCGUGGGGGUCCUGCUCAGGCUCUCCGAACCCCUGGAAAUUUGAGGCCAGCGAGGACCGGUCGUCACAUUGAGUACCGUGUCACCUACACCUGGAACCGUGGGGGGAGACUGAAGGAACUGCGAAUCAGGCACCUGGCUAGAAAGUUUCUCUAUCUCUGGAUAAGAAGAACGUUUGGGAGGGUUCUGCCGUCUGCCGCUAGGCAUCAUUAUUUCCGUGGCUUGCUGCGUUCCUGCUUUGCCCAAUGGAAAGAAGAGUGGUGGAUAGCAUGUAAAGAAUGGAGGCUUGGCGUUCGAGCUGACUGCCACUACAGGUAUAUCUGUUACAAGAUGUGUUUCUAUGCAUGGAAGAAAUUUGUGCAGAUACAGCGGAAGACCAAACGGAAAUAUCAGGUUGCAGAACGCCAUGUUCAGAAGCGGAUCAUGCAUCAGGCUUGGCAUCACUGGAUUAUCUAUGUGCAUAUCUGCAGAACCAAGCAUCACAUGCUUUCUGAAGCUCUGGAGUUCAGACAAUAUGGAGACCUGCACAAUACGUGGCACAUGUGGUUGGUCCAGUUCCAACGUAGACAAAAAAUCCACUAUAUGGAGACUCUGUCCCUAAAACACUGGGCUGUGGGCCUGCAAAUGAGGGUUUGGCUUCAAUGGAGAGAAUUAUACCUUAUCACUCAGGAGGAGAAGCAUAAGGAGCAGAAGGCAUUAAUGCAUUUUCAGUGCUGCAAGUUGAAGACCUCAAUGAGAUCCUGGCUUAUCUACAUAUAUUAUCGAAGACGCAAGAGGCAGCAGAAUACGCUGGCCGUGCGUUUCUGUAAUGCAAAUGUGAUACAGCAAUAUUUCUCAAUCUGGGUCCACAUCUUUGAUGAAGUUAAAAAGAUGCAAGCCGUCCAAGAACGCUGUGGUUUCCUAGCACGUCGAUGUGUUCUUAGAAGAACCUUUACUCACUGGAAACAUUACAUGCUGAUUGUCUCUGAAGAAGUACAUUUGCAAAAUCUGGCCCAGAACCAUUAUCGAUUGCACCUAAUGGAUGUUGGCUGUCGUGCCUUAAAGAAAAAUGUAUCGCUUGUACAUACCACACAGAAGAGGAAGGAGCAAGCUAGCCAUCAAUACCAAUCUUGGCUGCUGCGUAGGUUCUGGACUGUGUGGCAAUAUCGUCUGGAGCAAAAAGAGGAAGAAAGACUUGGCUCUCUUACAAUGGCAGCACAGUCUCACUACAGAUUGUUGCUGUUGCAGAAAUACAUCAGUGCCUGGGUGCAGUACAUUCAGCUGCACAAGUUUAAAAAGGUGCUGGUCACCACAGCAGAGAGCCAUUAUGCCAAGAGCCUGUUACCUCGCUGCUUCAAUACAUGGAGGACAUGCACACACUUACAGCAGAAGAACAGAGAAAUGGAAGAUCAAGCCAUCGGGUUUCACAGGUCUUGUGUACAAAGAAGAGCGCUUUCUACCUGGUGUGAGAAGCUGAACCAUCAGAAGGAGACUCGCUUGGCUGAGAGAAUGGCUGUAUUGCACUAUAACUGGCAGCUGCUGGAUCAGUACUGGAGCUUAUGGAAAAGGCGCCUGUCAGCUGUUCAAGGAGAGCACGAGUUGGAAAUGUUGGCUUCAGAGCACUGCUGGAGACAGCAGCUGAUCCACAUGUUACACACCUGGAGAAAACAUGUACAAGACAUCAAAGCUGAGCGAUCCAAAGAGGAGGCAGCAAUGAGUCAUCACAGACAGCACUGUAUGAAGAUAUGCUGGCAUCACUGGAGAAUGUUUUUGUCUUACAGGUUUCAAAAGCGACAGAGAAAGCUCUGUGCUCAGGAACACUACCAGCGCUGGCUUCUGGCAAAAUUUCUAAAUUCAUGGAAGCUUUAUCAUAGAAAUUCUAAGGACAUAUUACAGACAGUGGUGACUAAAGAGAAGCUGUACAAAGAUGCUAUCCUCCGGGAGGCCCUGCACACUUGGCGAAGUCACACAAUGGCUCAAACUGAGGAGAGAAAGCAGACACUCCUUGCUGUAAAUCACUACAGAACCACCACACUAAAACAGGUGAUGCGAGCAUGGAGAGAUGCAGCGUGUGUUCAGGCAUAUAACAGGGAGCAGAUGGCAGAGCAAGUCAGUGAAGCAGCUGCAUGUCUACAAAAAGGAAAACUUCAGCGCAUGUUCUUGUACUGGAGAGAACACGGCAAAACUACUAAGGUUCUGCGAGUUAAGAUGGAGAUGGCAACCAAACACUAUGCUAGAUGUUUGUUGAGGCAUUGCCUAAAACUGUGGGAAGUCUACCAUUCUGUACACUGGAGGAAAAUGCUUUUGCAGCGGCAGCAGAACAACUUCUUCAGACUCAGCCUCAGUAAAUCCUGCCUGAGAAAAUGGCAGCAGAUGCUGGUGGAGAAAAGGCGGCAGGACAAGCAGACAAUACAAGCCUUGUGGCACUGGUCUCUUAAUCUGCAAGGAAAGGUGUUUGAUUGUUGGCUGACCUAUGUUCUUGAGCGUCGGAGAAAAAAGCAACGACUUGCUGAGGCUGUGGAAGUGUACCGAACGGACCUUAUGCGGGAAGGGGUGACAAGGAUUUUGCGUUUUAUGUCUGGAAUGAAGCAGUACAGAGCUGAGCUAUCCACUCAACAUCAGUUGAAAGAGGUAUAUACACAGAAUCGGGCAGUACGUCGCUGUGCCAUGAUCUGGAAGGAGAAAGUGUUUAAGAAGCGCCUGCAGGUUUCUGUUCAAAAAAAGAAAGUGACUUUCCAGAUGCCAUUUCAAGAUGUACGACAUGGGGAAGAGAUCUGCUCCUCUACUUCAAAGAUUUCUUGCCCAUAUUCUACAGGCAGAGGCAGUGCCACCCUCCUAUUAAGUGGGGAACCCACCCUGAGCACAGUUACAGUGAGGUCAAAGCGCCUAAAACCUUGCACUCCAGACUUCUUGUUGCACUCCCUGGAAAAAGAAGGGUUUCUUGGCACCAUGUUCAUGGAUGUCCAAAGCCAAGACCUCGGUUCUCAAAUUGACCCCAGUGCCAAGGACAGCUCUAAGAAUUAUUCAUCAAGUCAAGCUUUACAUUUAGACAAUGGAACACAGCUGGAACUGAAAUCAACAAGUUCUGUUCGUGACCCACCGGAAAAUAAACAGGUCAUUAUUUCCCAUGCUGACGGUCUGCAAGCACCUUCAUGGAUCUCUAGUGGUCCUGUGCCAACAGCAUCUCAGACCUGCUCAUUGCAGCCAAUAGCAGAACUGAUGCCUCCUUCUUCCUUCAAGCCUCGGGUUCAAACACAGAGCAUGGCCAUACCUACCAUGACAGAGAGGUCAGAGACUGGAAAGCAGCCUCAUUUGAAGCUUGUUUCAGACUACUCCGGCCAGCUGUUAUCACCGACUGACUUCCUUCUUGGCAAAGGGGUAAAGGCACGCAUCACAACCAAUACAGCCAUCAAAAAGAAGUGCUCAGUAUGUGAUCCUGAUGCUUGUCAACUCCCCAGCUUUGGUGGUGAAAGAGUGGAUGGAACCACAUGUACCAAGUACUCCAGCUAUCAGAUGGCUGUAGGCUUUGGGUUUGUGUCUAUGACAUCAGCUGGAGAUGCCUCUGAGAUCGCUCAGAAUUCAUUGACGGUAAAUGAGACAACUGUACAAGAAGAAGCAUCAAGCCCUUUGCUAAAAGCAGAGGAGACACGGAUUGCUGCCCUUCAACAGGAACUUGCUCAGAUUUCCCACAAUAUGCAGAGAUACCAGGAGAAGAAGGAGAACCUCAAAGCCUGGCGAAGGCAUGCCCGUGUGUUAAGUAGAUGGUUGCAGUCUGGGGACCAUGGGAUGGACCCCGCAGAACACGCAAUUGCUCAGGAAGUGGGGAAUGAACUACAGCAGCUGGAAAGACAAAUUGAAGAAUGUGUACAGGAAGUAAAUGUGGAGAAGACGAAAGUGCGUAGUUAUAUUACCCGCAUUCAGGAAAUCACUGCAUCACUGGAUGGCUUUUCUUUGCCCAUGUUGUAA
Messenger RNA from Nanorana parkeri, 3972 nucleotides. RefSeq names its product SFI1 centrin binding protein (gene SFI1). The record is from RefSeq and is a predicted model, not a curated record. Gene Ontology annotation, molecular function: phosphatase binding. The transcript is spliced from 33 exons. The coding region runs from base 1 to 3972 and encodes 1323 amino acids. Lineage: Eukaryota; Metazoa; Chordata; Amphibia; Anura; Dicroglossidae.